Daphnia magna is the source of this 1616-nucleotide messenger RNA. Its product is annotated as actin cytoskeleton-regulatory complex protein PAN1. Gene Ontology annotation, cellular component: extracellular matrix. NCBI's taxonomy places the organism in Eukaryota, Metazoa, Arthropoda, Branchiopoda, Diplostraca, Daphniidae. The record is from RefSeq and is a predicted model, not a curated record. The transcript is spliced from 3 exons. The coding region runs from base 154 to 1365 and encodes 403 amino acids.
UCCUAUAGCACGUGUUGCAACUUAGAUAGAUGGAGGAAGAAAACGCCCCGGAUUGAAGCCAUCGCUGGCCAUCGGCCGCAUAUAUAAGACAACAGACUCGACAUAGUUCAAUCGUCACAAUAGUUUCAACCUUUCCUAGCCAAACACAUCAGCAUGAAGAUCUUGGCAUUUAUUGUCGUCAUCGUUGCCGCUUCUGUCAGCGGUGACGCUCAGCAACGAUCGCAGCGUCCCCCCAUCAGGAUUUACCAUCCGGAAUUUAAGAUUCCCAUUGCCCGGCCGUAUUCGGCCAUCAAAAGGGAAACUCCUGUCAAUCCGGUAGUGAUUACACCUUCAGCAUCCAGGCAAUUGAACAUCGCAAAGGAAGAAAUCAAAGAGGAGUUCAAACCGGAGAUCGCACGGCCGGUUGUCAGACAGGUGGCAAAACCAGCGGUUAAAGAAGAAAUGAAAGCAGAGGUGAAGAACGAAGCCAGACCAGAAGACUCCCUCAAAAUCAAGAUGCAGGCCGUUCGAUCUAUUGGAAACCAGAAGAAUCCCAGAUCGUAUUCAUUUGGCUACGUCAUCAAGGAUCAGGAGACGUUCAACGAUUUCGAACAGCAGGAGAAACGCGAUGGUGAUGUGGUGACGGGAUCUUAUCGAGUCAACUUGCCCGACGGUCGUGUCCAGCUCGUUAAUUACAGGUCAGCACCUGAGACUGGCAAUAUAAUGCAAGUCAGUUACGAAGGAGAAGCCAAAUAUCCGGAUUACGUCCCAACAACAGAAAUGAUGGACAAUAAAGGGAAGAGGACUAUCGUUUCUGCCUCCAACAAGGCCGCCAAAGUCAAUCAGGUCAUAAAAAUCAAUCAAGAAAUUAUUAAGAUCAACCAGGAGGUUAAAAGCAAUCAGCAAAUCAAGGUCGAUCAGGAUGUCAGGACGAACGCCGACAAGGAAAUCAAAGCCGUUUACACGCGUCCAAGUCCCGCACCACCGACCCCGAAGGCUGUCGUCCUUCCAGUUAAAUAUUCAGCCCAAUAUAAAACUGCACCUCGAGCCCCAACUAGAGCACGAUCUGUUGAAUCUUUCGUUCCAUCCGAAUCUCUUCCUACUCCCGAGAAAUUAGCCGCUGAAUCUCCUUCGGCGCCUUCUGAAUCUUUGCUGCGAAUCAUUUCGAAAUCGUUGCCGAAACCCGAGAAAUUCAGCGCUCCCGUUCGAGCUAGGAUCGUUGAAUUUCCAGCUGUUGCACCCACCCCUGAAGAAGCUGUUCUCGAGGAGGAUUUCAAUGACGUGUUGGAGUUUGAUGGACCUUUACCUAUUCCAGCCGCUUAUCGCAAUGGCCGCCGUAUCGGCAACCGUGCUAACAUACGCAAACAGGUGGAGCGAUGGUGGUAAACGAACGAACGCAAAACUCGACCGAAUUUGGACCCCAAUAACUUAUGCAGUUAUUAAGAUUUGUUUUUUUGUUUUCUUGGAACUCUGAGUUCCAUACUUACUAACCAUACCUACAUAGAAUAGUCCGAUCGGCAUUCAUCGUGCGUUGACGCAUUUGAAUCGCCGCAGACAUUGUUAUUGUUUUAUUGUUUUCCCUUCGUUGUUGUUAAAGUAGAUUUCGAAUCUUUACAAAUACAUUAUGCUCAUACUCA